Nomascus leucogenys (northern white-cheeked gibbon) is the source of this 5846-nucleotide messenger RNA. RefSeq names its product mitogen-activated protein kinase 1 interacting protein 1 like (gene MAPK1IP1L). Lineage: Eukaryota; Metazoa; Chordata; Mammalia; Primates; Hylobatidae. The record is from RefSeq and is a predicted model, not a curated record.
GGCCUGAGGGGAGGGGGAGAGCGGGCGGAGGCGGUGCGCUCGGCGCUUCCUGUUCCGGCGCCAGGAGGAGCCGCGCGCUGCUGGUGCUGUUGCCGCCGCUGCUCUAGCUGCCGUCAGUCAGGCUGUGCCCGCGUCUUCAGGGCCCAGUUCCUCGGACCCAUCGCCGCUUCUAGACCCUACUGCGGUCUCGGAUAUUGCCGGGAAAAUGUCUGAUGAAUUUUCGUUGGCAGAUGCACUACCUGAACACUCCCCUGCCAAAACCUCUGCUGUGAGCAAUACAAAACCUGGCCAACCUCCUCAAGGCUGGCCAGGCUCCAACCCUUGGAAUAAUCCGAGUGCUCCAUCUUCAGUGCCAUCUGGACUCCCACCAAGUGCAACACCCUCCACUGUGCCUUUUGGACCAGCACCAACAGGAAUGUAUCCCUCCGUGCCUCCCACAGGACCACCUCCAGGACCCCCAGCACCCUUUCCUCCUUCCGGACCAUCAUGUCCCCCACCUGGUGGUCCUUAUCCAGCCCCAACUGUGCCAGGCCCUGGCCCCACAGGGCCAUAUCCUACACCAAAUAUGCCCUUUCCAGAGCUACCCAGACCAUAUGGUGCACCCACAGAUCCAGCUGCAGCUGGUCCUUUAGGUCCAUGGGGAUCCAUGUCUUCUGGACCUUGGGCGCCAGGAAUGGGAGGGCAGUAUCCUACUCCUAAUAUGCCAUAUCCAUCUCCGGGCCCAUAUCCCGCUCCUCCUCCUCCCCAAGCCCCUGGGGCAGCACCACCUGUUCCAUGGGGCACCGUUCCACCAGGAGCCUGGGGACCACCAGCACCAUAUCCUGCCCCUACAGGAUCGUAUCCCACACCAGGACUCUAUCCUACUCCCAGUAAUCCUUUCCAAGUGCCUUCAGGACCUUCUGGUGCUCCACCAAUGCCUGGUGGCCCCCAUUCUUACCAUUAAGUUAACAAUGGACGAAGAGAUGACGCUUUGCUUUUUGAAGUACAUAUAUAUGCACAUGAAUGCAUAUAUAAAAAUUGCUGGUUUCACUAUUAGAGGGCAUUCAUGAAAGAACAACUCUUGCACCUCUCAGAGAAGAUAACUGCCUCUUGUACUUGGAUGUGUAGUACAUCAUAUGUAUACAAUCAGAUAAAAGCAUAGAAGUAAAUCAUUCAGAUGUGAUUUUUAUUUGGUUUUCAUGGAAAGUUAAAGUGAUAAAGUAUAUUGAAUAGCUCUUUGACAGAAUUUGUUUAAACUAUGAAACUACACACUUAAAAAUCUAAGAUGUGGAUUAUUGUUAGAAUCUGCAACUUCAUUGGCAAAUUAUUUCAAGUAUUUUUCUAUAAUCACUUCCCCUUCUAAGUAAAUAAACUUUAAGAAUAACCCAUCGUAAUCCAAACAAAUGAUGCCUCAACAUUUUGAACUGCUCUGUUGGACAAAUAAACCUGGUCCUCUUGAGGUUGUAUUUUGGAUAUACAUUUUUAAACUGUCAGUAAUUAUUGUCAGAUGUGGAGUUCAAUAGCCAGCCAGUGUUCAUUUUUAUCCUUGAGCUUUUAGUAAAAACUUCCUGGUUUUAUUUUUAGUCAUUGGGUCAUACAGCACUAAAGUCUGCUAUUUAUGGAAACUAACUUUUUUUGUUUUUAAUCCAGGCCAGCAUGUAUGUAAAUUAAAUUUUUAGAUAAUUGAUUAUCUCUUUGUACUACUUGAGAUUUGAUAUGAGAUGUGCAUAUUGCUUUGGGAAGAGCUCAAGGAAGGAAAUAAUUCUCUCCUUUGUUUUGAACCUCAAACUAGAUAAACCCUAGGAAUUGCUUAAUUGCAACAAUUAAUUUUCAUUCCCACAAAAACCUGAGGCAGCUCUUUUGCCCAGAGCGUUCCCUGUAGCCACCCCCACCCCACUUGCCCUUGGUUCUUUAGAAGGAGCACAUUCCUUGAUUCCUCCCUGAUGUGGUAAACUGGCACACUCUAGGGGUCUAAAACAUAACAGUUGUGUUUAGAGAACCUUAAGUCAUGCAGACAUGACUGUUCUCUUUGUACAAGUGUGAAUCAAAAUAUGUAUCUGUUUUUCAGAGUCUGGUUAAGCUAUGUCAUUGUCUACUGCAUAGUUUCCUGAGUCUGUUUGUAAAGUGCUUAUGGCUAACAGUUCAGUUCUGUGUUUGUUGACAGGUAAAUAAGUGGAGCUGAGUGCCAUCUUUGAAAAAAUUACCCUCUAGCUCUAACACUGAAAAUAAUAAUAAAUUGUAGAUCUCUGCAACUAAGUUUAAAGCAGUGUGACUGUGUUGCUUAAAUAUUAAGUAUUGUUUAUAACCACCAAAAAAAAGCCCUAGUAGUUUUUUGGCACCUUAUGUUUAAAUCAGAUUCUUAGAUUUGGGGUAGACCUGACCUUGUUAUUUAUUAGAUAACAUUUUGAAUGUAUCCAUUGGAUUUCUAAAAUGUAUUGUGAAUUUCUCAGACAAACAGGAUUUAUGCUGGAGCUCUGUUUUGCUUAGAAAUAAAAUAUUUAGUAGUUUAUUUCUGCUCUAAUUAAAACAUCAAGAAUGCCAAAUGCUGCCAGUUUUUUGGUUUGAUAGCUACCUCCUUUUAAGAAAGCAAAAUGGUUACCUUUGAGAGGAACAUUCAGUGUUUAAUCCUCCCUUAUGUUAACUGGAUGAUAGAUUCAAGCUUUUAGAAAUGAGAAAGUAGAAACUAAUUAAGAUAUUUUCAGACUGCGUUGUUAGCUUUUUCUUUCACUGCGCUUGAAGGACAGGUGUUAGCUAUCUACAAUACUGUUGAACUCUGUUGUCAAAGUAGCCCCCAGUCUACAAGGCAGGUAGCCUUGGCUUGAAUUAUCAAUAUCAAAAUGUCAGUUAACCAUGGAGGGAUAAAGUAAUGUGAAAAGUGAGAUGGCUGCAAAGAUAGCUCUCCUUACAGUUAUUUUGGCUGUCCUACAUUGGGAUAAGCUGACAAAUUAGCAGUAUUUAGUUUUAACACUACAGCAAAUAUAAUUUGACUAGGAAGAAGAGAUAGCAGGUUUGGGAAUCUAUAAUUAUGAAGUCCAUUGAUUUUGGGAGAAAAUCUGUUGCUAAAGGAUUUGAAGGGCCAUGAACACAAUUUGGGAUUACUACUCCCAAUAAGUAUAAUAAUUUUGCUAGUGACCCAUACUGUCUAGUGUGCCCUAAAUCAUACUGCUAUUAUACUCCCUUUGUUUUCAAGGACUUUACAACUGGUAUUUCGGGGAGUUUUUUUUUUUUUUUUUUUUUUUGAGACAGAGUCUUGCUCUGUCGCCCAUGCUGGAGUGCAGUGGCACUGUCUUGGUUCACUGCAAGCUCCACCUCCCAGGUUCACGUCAUUCUGCGUCAGCCUCCCCAGUAGCUGGGACUACAGGCGCCCACCACCAUGCCUGGCUAAUUAUAUAUUUUUUUGUAUUUUUAUUAGAGAUGGGGUUUCACUUUGUUAGCCAGGAUGGUCUCAAUCUCCUGACCUCGUGAUCCGCCCGCCUCGGCUUCCCAAAGUGCUGGGAUUACAGGUGUGAGCCACCAUGUCUGGCCAAUUUUUUUUUUUUUUUAAUGUAAGAAUGGAGAUAAAAGGGAUAAUAGAAUUUGCUUUCAUAUUGUUAUUUUUGUAAAGCAUCUUUUCUUCAAUUCUUGUUGGCAUUCUGGGCCAAAAAGUAUUUCAGGUUGGUUCAGUGCGGAGUUAAGAAAAGCAGGAGUUUUAGUGGAGAAAUGGGGAGCAGCAUCGAGAAAGGCUUUUUUCCUUUUUUUUUUUUUCGGAGACAGAGUCUUGCCCUUUCACCCAGGCUGGAGUGCAAUGGUGUGAUCUCGGCUCACUGCAACCUCUGCCUCUGGGUUCAAACGAUUCUCCUGCCUCAGCCUCCCAAGUAGCUGGGAUUACAGGUGCCCGCCAUCACACCCAUUUUUGUAAUUUUUGGUAGAGACGGGGGUUUCACCAUGUUGGCCAGGGUGGUCUGAAACUCCUGACCUCGUGAUCCGCCUGCCUCAGUCUCCCAAAGUGCUGAGAUUACAGGUGUGAGCCACCACACGUGACCUUUUUUUCCUUUUUAAAAGGGAAUAAUGUUGCUUUCGAAACAAGACACGCUAGGCUGAAAUUGAUUUAUGGAAAAGACUGCUUGUUAGCAAGUAUAUUUGGUCUUGAGGGGGAUACAGAUUAUAGAAUAUGCUGACAUUUGGGCUUCAGAGGAAGAAUUUUCAAAUAAAAUCUAAUGGAAAUAGUUGAGAUGUGUUCAGGAAUACUGUUUCUGGAGUUGGAAUCUUAGGUUUUGAAAUGUUGAAACCAAAAAGACAAAAAUUAAAACAUAGACCUUAGGUCCUCAUUCACACCCAGUUCUCAAGAAUCAAGUGGAGCACUUCAAAGACCUUGGCUUGUCUGUCCCAGCCUGCCGCCUUCUCAUCUUUUCAUGCUUUUGAAGACACCAUUUACAGCUCUGACUCAGCCCUAUUUUGUGUAAAGUAAUAUAUUGAUUAUUCAGAAAUAGAGAAUACAUUUUUUAAUUACCCAAGUACUGACUGCUUUGUCCAUUUUACUGUUGGUUGUCUUCAGCAGAGAAUAGUAAUAGGGCAGAGAAAAGUAUAUAUUUUGCCUCAGUCAGUCCCACCACCACAAUGGACUAUUGGGAUAUUUUCUAAAAAAACCAAUCAAUUUGCCCAUGAUUACCUCACAAAUAAUUAGUGCUACCUGUGGUACUCAAAUGUACAGCUUUUGAAACUGUGUAGAUGAAAAAAGCUCUACUCAGAGUUUUUGUUAAGACUGUGCCUAGGUUGAAUAUCAAUCAAUUGCCUACACUUCAAAACAGUAAGUGCCAAUGUCUCAAUUUUCUCACCCUGAAUGAUAGAAGCUAGCUUUAUCGACUGCCAAGGUUAGAAAGCCUGGAAAUAAAACUUAAGCACAGACAUUCAAGUUUUUCAAAAGUAUAAGCCUAAAUUCAGAUGAAUCACACUGAUAUAUUGUACUAUGCAUAGAAAGUUGUAGGUGGCGUUCAGGGAAGACUUUGAUUUUAAUAAAGCAAUAUUUAGUAUUGAAGACAUUUUUUAUUUUCAGAAUUCUGCCAAGUAAAACAAAUUGCCAACAAAAUAAUCAGUAUUUUGUAAAUGCCAGGCAAGCUUCUGGCUAUCGAAAACAUCUGAGUCAUUUAUUCAGUAGACAGUAUGUCCUUGAUCCAGGUUCUUUGCCAGCUAUAAGGGAAUCCCUGUCCUUGAGGGACUCAUAGUCUAUAAGUAACAUUACAGAAUUCGUUAGCACACCCAUUCAUUAUUAGUUUAGAUAAAUGUGUUAGGAUUGCUGCUGGUGGAGAUUGUAACCAGCCUUUGGGCAUCUUAAAGGGCGACAUGUGGCAUACCUUUUUUUUUUUUUAAGAAUUUAAUGUUUUUCAAGAUUGUAGUGCUGAUCAGCGCAACAAUUCAAGUGUGCAAAGUAACAGGAUAGUUUGCCUCUUCACUUUACCCCUGGAUAAAGGCACUUUCACUGCCUGUCACUGAUUAGCGGAUACUGACUUGUUGCCAUUAAGUAAACUUGACUUCUUAUGUGUGCUUUAUGAAAGUUUGUGGUAAUUUUCUUCUUGAAAUUGUGAUUUUUCACUGACAGUAAUGACAAAUUUAAUGUGUGUAAUUGUCUAUGCAUUUUAAGUUAAACUGCCUAAAAUGUGAUUUGAGACAUAUACAUUUGUUUGUAUUAUAAAUUGUAAGCAAUCAGUUUGAGAUACUAGGUUUUAUCACCUGCUGCUGUAUUUGUAAACGAAGACAAAUGUUGCUUUAAGAAGUAAUUAUAAUUAGGAAUAGGCUAUGGAUGUGAUACUUGAUAUUUUUUAAGAUAAACUUGUUUGCUUUUGUGUAUUAUACCUGGAAACUUUUUUUUAAAAAAAUGUAUUUUCAUGGUU